Messenger RNA from Quercus lobata, 1905 nucleotides. RefSeq lists its product as uncharacterized. The record is from RefSeq and is a predicted model, not a curated record. Gene Ontology annotation, molecular function: RNA-DNA hybrid ribonuclease activity; nucleic acid binding. The coding region runs from base 1 to 1905 and encodes 634 amino acids. The transcript has 2 exons. Lineage: Eukaryota; Viridiplantae; Streptophyta; Magnoliopsida; Fagales; Fagaceae.
AUGAAGCAAUACCUGAGCAGUCCACCUCUCCUGAGCCCGUCCAAAGGAGGGGAGAACCUAUACUUGUACCUGGCGGUGUCAGCCUCGGCAGUAAGUGCAGCCUUGAUUAGAGAAGAAGGCAAGAAGCAACUCCCGAUGUACUACGUCAGCCAAGCCUUUCAAGGAGCUGAGUUCAGGUACCCAAGGAUCGAAAAGAUUGCGUUUGCACUUAUAGUAGCCUCGCGCAAGCUCAGGCCGUACUUCCAGUCAAAUCCUAUCCUUGUGAUGACGGAUCAACCAAUUAAGAAAUCAAUGAACAAACCAGAAGCAGCAGGGAGAAUGGUCCAAUGGGCAAUCGAACUCAGCCAAUUUGACAUCGAGUACCAUCCAAGAACAGCUAUCAAGGCACAAGCUUUGGCUGACUUCAUCGCUGAAUUCACUCUUCCAGACGAAGAUGGAAUUACAGACGAAGUUGAUAAAUGGACAAUACAGACAGAUGGUUCGUCAGCCCAAAAGAGGGGGGGAGUAGGGGUCGUCAUAACCACCCUCGACGGAGAAGUGAUGAAAUAUGGGUUUCAACUGAAGUUCCCAGCCACCAAUAACGAAGCCGAGUAUGAAGGAAUAUUGACGGGCUUGAGGCUUGAGAAAGCUCUUCAUGCCAAAAACUUGCUGAUCCAGAGUGAUUCAAAGCUGGUAAUCGGACAGAUCAGUGGAGAGUACGAGGCAAAGGAAGAAAGGAUGCAGAAAUACCUUAAACUGACAAGGCAACUAACUCAAGAGUUCGACACAGUGGAGUUCGUCCAGAUACCAAGAAGCCAGAAUAUUGGGGCCGACGAAGUAUCAAAACUAGCGUCAUCAGAAGAAGGGAAGACGAGCACAGACAUGGCAAUAGAGAUCCAGAAACACUCGAGUAUUGAAGAGGUGGCGGUGUUCUCCAUCCAGAGCACAGACACCUGGAUGACGCCCAUAAUAUCCUUCCUCCAGGAUGGGCACCUACCUCAGAAUACUGACGAAGCCAGAAAGGUCAAGAAGAGAGCAGCCAGGUUCAUGAUCCUGAAUGACGUCUUGUACAAGAGAGGCUUCUCUAUGCCUUAUCUAAAGUGCGUCGACGAGGAUGAGGCCAAAUACAUCCUGGAAGAAGUACAUGGAGGAAUCUGUGGCGACCAUGCCGGCUCCAGAUCCCUAGUCAACAAGGUGAUAAGAGCGGGGUAUUUUUGGCCAACCAUGCAGGGGGAUGCUGCUGAUAUCGUCAGAAGGUGCGACAGAUGCCAGCGGUACGGGAAUGUGCAACGGCUUCCAGCGGAGAAAAUGAUGACCAUAGCCUCCCCAUGGCCGUUUGCACAAUGGGGAAUCGAUAUCGUCGGUCCUCUGCCCCAAGGUAAAGGUCAGGUAAAAUUCCUUCUAGUUGUUAUUGACUAUUUCACAAAAUGGGUUGAAGCAGAGGCCCUAGCAACCAUCACUGAGGCUCGGAUUCGAAGGACUACAGCUAGAACCCCAACAGGAGAGACACCCUUCAGGCUUACCUAUGGCACAGAGGCAGCAAUCCCAGUAGAAGUUGGAGUAACAAGCAUCAGACGAGGAACUUUCAGAGAUGGACUCAAUGACAAGGAACUGCGGUUCAACCUGGAUUGCCUGGAUGAAGUAAGAGACAAUGCAUCUGGUAGAAUGACAAAGUAUCAAAAAAAGAUGGCCGAGUACUACAACAAGAGGGUCAAACUCAGGCGUCUAGACAUAGGGGACCUCGUCCUUCGCAAAGUCACUAUAGCAACUAAAGACCCUACUCAAGGGAAGCUAGGCCCUACAUGGGAAAGGCCUUACCGCGUCAUUCACUACUCUAGACAAGGAAGUUACCAUCUGGAAACUAUGGACGGACAAAAGCUCCCUCGUCCUUGGAACAUUGAGCAUUUAAAGAAAUACCAUGAGUAA